CGUUAGCACAAAAAAAAAGAAAAAAAAGAAACGCCACAUAAAUGUAGCUGUGGAGCUUUUAUUUCUUCCUCUUGGCACAUUAUUCGUGUUGGUAGCAGAUCAGUAACACCAUCUGCGGCGUGUGUGCUCGCCGGGUAGCAGGGGGGGAUAGCGGAGUUUGUAUUAAAACGCCACUUUUUUUUAAAAAAAAGUUGUCAAAUGUUUGUGUUUGGGGUUCAGCUAGCCAACGCCGCCUAGCUGUAGCCGCCGUGCUAGUUAGCGUUAGCUCGGGUCGCGAUUGUGAAGUUAAUGCGAGCUGAACUACUUGAGGAGGAAGACGCUGGGUGUGAUAGGUUUGUCAUCUACUAAGAGUUAAACAACUUAAGUGUCUGCACGGAGCAUUUUCGGGUUUUACGCCAUUCAGUGAGCCCAGUUGUUCCCGGUAGCCGAGGAGCGAGUGAGCUAGCGCCGUUAGCUACUUAACGGUAACUUGGUUGCUAACGAGGCUCUGCCGAUCCGCCGAUAUGUUCACGAAGUUAUCGAUAACCUCAGCCACUCGUACUGUCGGCUAACGUGGACGUGCAGUGUCGGUGUGUGACUGUUUCGUGUGUGUGCUUCGUGAGAAAACAGUGGCGUUGUGGUCGCAAUUUAAAGUAAAGUCGACCCUCCAGAAGUUGUGAACCAGCAACUCUAACAGUGUAAACUAAGUUGUCAACCUGAGUGGGACAACAGACAUUGUUCUCCAGGUGAAACUAAGUGGACAUCGUUUAAGGGGCUCCAUAGCACUUGGAUCUGUUCUUCCCUGUCCCAGGUUCAGACUGCUUGGUCUAUGGCUCUGAUGGACAAACACAAACAGGUCAAGCGGCAGAGACUUGACCGCAUAUGUGAGGGUAUCCGACCCCCUAUCCUGAAUGGGCCAAUGCACCCGCGGCCCCUAGUGGCCCUGCUGGACGGGCGCGACUGCACUGUGGAAAUGCCCAUCCUCAAAGAUGUGGCCACAGUGGCCUUCUGCGAUGCCCAGUCCACACAAGAGAUUCACGAGAAGGUGCUAAAUGAGGCAGUGGCUGCUCUACUCUACCACACCAUCACUCUGUCCAGAGACGACUUGGAAAAGUUUAAAGGCCUUCGCGUAAUUGUCAGGAUUGGCUCCGGCUUUGACAACGUUGACAUCAAAGCAGCUGCUGAGCUAGGCAUUGCCGUCUGUAACGUGCCAGCAUCCUCUGUGGAGGAGACAGCCGACACUUCGCUAUGUCUGAUCCUCAACCUGUACAGGCGAGUCACAUGGAUGCACCAGGCGCUCAGGGAGGGAACCCGGGCCUCUAGUGUGGAGCAGAUUAGGGAAGUAGCUGGCGGUGCUGCUCGUAUCCGGGGCGAGACAUUGGGCAUUAUCGGUCUAGGGCGUGUUGGCCAGGCGGUGGCUCUGCGGGCUAAGGCCUUUGGUUUUGGCGUGAUCUUCUAUGACCCCUACCUGCCUGAUGGUGUGGAGCGCUCACUGGGCCUGCAGCGUAUGGCUACCCUGCAGGACCUGCUCAUCCACUCUGACUGUGUAUCCCUGCACUGCAGCCUCAACGAGCACAACCACCACCUCAUUAAUGACUUCACCAUCAAACAGAUGCGUCAGGGAGCCUUCCUGGUGAACACAUCAAGAGGCGGCCUGGUUGAUGAGAAAGCAUUGGCUCAAGCCCUGAAAGAGGGCCGGAUACGAGGAGCUGCCCUGGACGUCCACGAGACAGAACCUUUCAGUUUUUCAACAGGCCCUCUGAAGGAUGCCCCCAACCUGAUCUGUACCCCGCACACAUCCUGGUACAGUGAGCAGGCAUCUGUGGAGGCUCGCGAGGAAGCAGCCAGGGAGGUUCGCCGCGCCAUCACCGGACGCAUCCCUGACAGUCUGAAGAACUGCGUUAACAAGGAGUAUCUGAUGGCAGCCUCCCAGUGGCCCAGCAUGGAGGCAGCCACUGUUCACCCAGAACUUAAUGGAGCCACUUACAGAUUUCCUCCAGGUCUGAUCAAUGUUGCAACUGGGGGUCUCCCUGGAGCUGGCACAGGGGUUGAAAGCCUGGUUUCAGGAACCCUGGCGCACGGCAUCGCCCCCGUCUCCCACCCCCCUCACGCCCCCUCCCCGGGGCAACCCAAGGCCGAAGCCGACAGAGACAUCCCCUCCGACCAAUAGCCCCCCCGUGCCGUCGCCAGCACAUUCCAUCACCUCUGGAAAGCAACCCCCACCUCCCGGCAUCAGACACAGCCCGACCCUCCAGUACAUUGGCAGCGCCAGUUUGACCUGAUGUGGAUCUACACAGUCUUGUUCCACAGAUCACAUAACCAGCCCAGGAGUGACUUAUCCACAGCUAGCCCCAUCCCAUCCACACCCCACGAACACAAAUCCCUCCAUCUUCGUCCUCAUCUCACCUACUCACCCGUCAUCCCCCUCCCCUCCC
Molecule: messenger RNA, 2414 nt
Organism: Morone saxatilis (striped sea-bass)
Lineage: Eukaryota; Metazoa; Chordata; Actinopteri; Moronidae
Gene: ctbp1
Product: C-terminal binding protein 1
Molecular function (GO): NAD binding; transcription corepressor activity; oxidoreductase activity, acting on the CH-OH group of donors, NAD or NADP as acceptor
Source: RefSeq, a predicted model, not a curated record